GAGGGCGAGUGCAGCCCAGCUGUAAAGGCGCACAGGGAGAGAAGAGAAAAAUGCCUUGCUUUGUGGAGAGAAUCCCUCCAAAGCAGCAGGGAGAGGUGAGACAGAGAGAGGAGGGCUGUCUCCUGCCAGCUGAGAGGAGUUUAUGCACUGAAAAGACCUCAGGAAAAUCCACAAUGGCCGCCAAAAGGAAAGGUGGCCUAAAACUGAAUGCGAUCUGUGCCAAGCUUAGCAAGCAGGUGGUGUACGACGGCAGUUCCCAGAAUGCCGAGGGAGACUCAGAUCUAGUGGACAACAGUGAGCGGGGCAGCUUGCAAAACGAUGAGGGUGACAGACCUGAAAGUGUCUUCUCAGAGGUCCUGACCCUGGGCACGAGCCUUGAAGAGGACCAGAAACGGCGCGAAGCCAUUGAGAAAUGGGUGAAUGGCGAGUACGCUGAUGAUCCGCAGUCCUUAGGAGGGGGCGAGCACAGGGGACUCAAACCUAACAAUGGAGAAGAUGGUCCCCCUGAAGGGGUGUACAUGGUUCAGCCUAAAGGCUGCAGCGAUGACGAAGACAACACAGAAGAAGUCGAGACCAUGCCCAGCUCCCACGAGGGCAGUUAUCAUGAGGACAGAGACUCAGAGGACAGCCCGCACAAGGACGACAGCUACCAGCCCACCACUGAAACCCCCCCUCGCCAAGCCCCUUCACCUCAACAGGGCUCCGCACUACACGAUUACGCCGCUAACACAAUGAAUGAGUUCUUUCAUAUGUUCGGCUAUGAUGACCAGCAGGUUAGGGAUGAACUGGCCAAGAAGAUCAGCUUUGAAAAACUGAAAGCAGCUACCUCAGAUCCCUCCUCCCUGAGCAGUGAGGAGGCCACCCGUCGAGCUCGCUUCUCCAAGUAUCAGGAGUACAUCCGCAAGCUGAAGGCCGGGGAGACCCUGCCCUGGCCUGUGCACACAAAGCCCGAAGAGCUCAACUCCAAAAUGGAGAAGAGCACUGCCCACGUCCAACCGGUCCUUACAGGGUCAGAGAGUCAGAUAUUUCCACCCGGAAUGGACCACAAACAAAGCUCGCUCAACCCACCCCCAACCAACCUGUCACACAUCCAGAACCUGGCGUCCCGUACAUCCAAGUACGAUUACUUCAUCCAGAAGCUAAAGAUGGGUGAGAGUCUCAAACAGCAGAAUGGCAAUUCCUACAAGCGGCCCUCCAAGUACGACUUGGAGAACGUCAAGUUCCUGCACCUCUUUAAGCCCGGAGAGGGCAACCCUGACAUGGGAGGCGCCAUCGCUUUUAAGACCGGCAAGGUUGGCAGGCCGUCAAAGUAUGAUAUUCGUAAUAUCCAGAAGCUCAUCCCCGGGAAGGUUGAUCCUCCAGUGAUGCCGAGCGUUCUCCCAGCUACGGCAGGAACCCCAGGAACCCCAAUCAUAAGUACGGCUGCUCCCGCUGGGGUCGUAGGACCUCCCGGAUUGCCUGUAGACCAGGCUGGCCACCUUGGCUUUAACACUGACUACAUGAAGUCCAACUUCUCCAAGACUGACUCCAUCACUACUGGAACCGUCUCCUCAGUCAAGAACGGCCUUCCUCCCGAGAAACCUGUCACAGAGGAAGUCAACGUGUACCAGAAAUAUAUUGCCCGGUUCUCUGGGAGCCAGCACUGUGGCCAUGUGCACUGUGCUUACCAGUACAGGGAGCAUUAUCACUGCAUGGACCCUGAAUGUAACUAUCAGAGAUUCACCAGUAAGCAGGAUGUGAUAAGGCAUUAUAACAUGCAUAAGAAGAGGGACAACUCCCUGCAGCAUGGAUUCAUGCGCUUCAGCCCUUUGGAUGACUGCAGUGUGUACUACCAUGGCUGCCAUCUCAACGGCAAGAGUACCCACUACCACUGCAUGCAGGUGGGCUGCAACAAGGUGUACACAAGCACCUCUGAUGUCAUGACUCAUGAGAACUUCCAUAAGAAAAAUGCACAGCUAAUCAACGAUGGCUUCCAAAGGUUCCGUGCCACUGAGGAUUGUGGGACGGUCGAGUGCCAGUUCUAUGGGCAGAAGACCACCCACUUCCACUGCAGGCGCCAAGGCUGUACAUUCACCUUCAAGAACAAGUGUGACAUAGAGAAGCACAAGAGCUAUCACAUCAAAGACGACGCUUACGCCAAGGACGGCUUCAAGAAGUUUUACAAAUAUGAGGAGUGCAAGUACGAAGGCUGUGUCUACAGCAAGGCCACCAACCAUUUUCAUUGCAUACGCCAAGGGUGCGGCUUCACCUUUACCUCCACAAGCCAGAUGACAUCACAUAAACGCAAACACGAGCGGCGCCACAUUCGCUCCUCGGGCGUGUUAGGCCUCAAUUCCCCCUUCCUGUUGCCCAAAGACGAGCAGGAAGAGUCCAGCAACGAUGACCUCAUGGACUACUCAGCCAUUAGCAGCAAGAACUCCAGCUUAAGUGCUUCCCCAACAACCCAGCAGUCCUCCACCGUACCACACAUGCUGGCCACUCCUACCACCACCAUGUCCUCCACCCACAGCGUCAAGCCCACCGCUGCUCUGCCUCCAGCCAGCCGCAUUUCCACUCUGCUAUCCCAGGCUCUGCCCAGCAAUGUACCCAUGGCCCUAGCACUUUCCAGCAGUGCACUGGCAGGUGCUUCCAACCCCUUCUUCCCCCUCAUUCCCAGAAUGCCCAUGUCACUCACACCCUCUACCGCGGGUCUGAUCUCUGCGGCUUCCUCCGGAGGUCACUCCAUGCCCAGCGAUUCUCUACCCCAGACCUCCACCCCGACUGGGGACCCAGCCUCUGCUACAGUAGCUUCCACUCCGACUUCUUUUGCUGCAUCAUCCAUUAUGGAGAAGAUGUCGGCCAGCAAGUGUCUGAUAUCACCUAUGAUGGCCCGACUGGCAGCUGCUGCCCUGAAGCCCUCUAGUAACCCGGAUGCAGGGAUGGGGCAGCCGGCUCAGACAGGCCGGUUUAAUCCAGGCGAGGUGAAGCAGGAGCCGGCCGAUGGUGCUUCCGCGGCCUCCCAAGACACUGUCCAGGAGCACAGCCUGGACCUGAGCAAGAAAGAAAACAGCACUGAAUCAAACGGACACCCUGCACCGGGAAAUACAUCUCUUUUAUCCUCACUUAUGAAUAAGAUGAAUCCUGGUUUCUUCAGAGCUUUGGAUCUGAAGUCAGAGCUGGAGGGAGCUCAGGCAGCAAACGGCUCAGACGCAGCUCAGUAUCUCAGUAGGGUAAUGAAGAGGUCAGACCCAGAGAAACACUCUGAGCAUUGGAGGACCUUCCUGCGCAGGUUUGACACUGACGAUUUCUGUGAAGGCCAGUGUGAUUUCUUGCACAAGAUGCAUUUUCAUUGCAUGGUGGAGGAUUGUGGGGCGCUUUUCAGCACGUUGGAUGGAGCCAUCAAACACGCCAACUUCCACUUUAGAGCCAACCUGAAGGUUAAAUCGGAGCCCCCUUUCAACGAGAGCAAGGAAUCUAAUGAUAGUGCCCCUAAUCAAAUGGCUGCCCCAGUUUCCAUGGCCAAGACGCCUCCCAUGGAGGUGCCAAGCCAUGCUGUGUCUGGGGGCUACAGCUCUUCCCCUUCUCUCCAAGCCUGGAAGCAGCUGGCCGGAUCGAUCCCCCAACUUCCCGCCUCCAUGCCCAGUAUGCCAGCCACUUCCCCUCUGGCCACCACCUCGCUGGAAAACGCCAAGCCUCAGGUCAAGCCUGGCUUCCUGCAGUUUCAGGAGAAUGAUCCUUGUCUGGCCACAGACUGCAAAUACUCGAAUAAGUUCCACUUCCACUGUCUGUUUGGCAAUUGCAAAUAUGUGUGUAAGACAUCUGGGAAGGCUGAAUCACAUUGUCUGGACCACAUUAACCCCAACAACUACCUGGUGAAUGUGCGAGACCAGUUCUCCUACUAUUCUCUGCAGUGUCUUUGUCCUAACCAGCACUGUGAGUUUCGCAUGAGGGGCCAUUAUCAUUGUCUGAGACCUGGCUGUUUCUUUGUCACCAACAUCACCACCAAACUGCCCUGGCACAUCAAGAAGCACGAGAAAGCUGAAAGACGUGCUGCCAACGGCUUCAAGUACUUCACCAAAAGAGAAGAAUGUGGCAGACCAGGGUGCAAAUACAACCAAGUUAACAGCCACUUCCAUUGUAUCCGUGAGGGCUGUCAGUUCUCUUUCCUGCUCAAGCACCAGAUGACCUCCCAUGCCCGCAAACACAUGAGGAGGAUGCUGGGUAAAAACUUUGACAGAGUUCCUUCCCAGGUGGUUUCUCAUGCCAGUCGACCUGAAGAGAUGCAGCACAUGGCCAGUCUAGCUUCAUCCGGUGGGGUAGGCAGCCACCCUAAUCUGAACCCCAAUUUCUCUAACAUGAUGGAGGAAGAUGAUGACUACAUGGACUACACUGUUGGAGGAAGCCCAUUGGGUCUCUCCUCAGAGUCCUCCAACCAAGACCGCAGUUGCACCAGCACCCCCGUGGGCAACGAUAGUUCGCCAGCAGGACCAGGCUGUCAGGUCCCUGCCAUCACUACCUCUGCUGACUCUCCUCUUUCCUCUCAGUCUGCACCUCCUCCUCCACCACCACCUCCACUUCCACCUCCUCAUCACCCUGCGCUCCAGAGUCAGCCUCCAUCUCUCUCUCUGGCUCUUCUCCGGCGGCCACACCCCUCGCUCCCAUAUCUCCUUUCCCCAUCCUGUCUGUCAUACUCUCUGCUCAGCGCCUCUCUCGGAGCCACUAGGAGUGUUGUCAUGCCAACCAACACACCACUUUUCAGCCCCAUCAUUCCUACUUCGUCUUCGGUUAAAAAUGACGUCCCUAUAGUGCAGGAUGCUGCAGGCAACACCAUCUCUAUUCCCACUGCAGCUGGCGCCAAGAAACGUUUCUGGAUCAUCGAGGACAUGUCACCCUACGGCAAGCGCCGCAAGACUCCUUCAUCCCGCAAGAUGCUCGAUGAAGGCAUGAUGCUGGAAGGGUUCCGCCGCUAUGACCUCUAUGAGGACUGCAAGGAUACGACCUGUCAGUUUUCCCUGAAGGUAACCCACUAUCACUGCACACGGGAGAACUGCGGCUACAAGUUCUGCGGCCGCACCCACAUGUACAAGCACGCCCAGCACCACGACCGCGUGGACAACCUGGUCCUGGAUGACUUCAAGCGCUUCAAGUCUUCAUUGUGCUGCAACUUCCCCGACUGCCAGUUCUCCGGCAACAGCACCCACUUCCACUGUCUACGCUGUGGCUUCCGCUGCACAGACAGCACCAAGGUGACGGCGCACCGCAAGCACCACGGCAAGCAGGACGUGAUCAGCGCCGCCGGAUUCUGUCAGUUCAGCUCCAGCGUGGACUGCGAGGUGGCAGACUGCAAGUACAAGCUCAAGUGCUCACAUUUCCACUGCACUUACCCAGAGUGCAAGCACACAGUGGUGGGCAUGUCACAGAUGGAUUCCCAUAAGCGCAAGCAUGAGAAGCAGGAGAGGGGAGAGCUGCCUUCAGUCUCCUCCAACCAGGAUGGCAACCACCACCCCCACCACCACCAUACAGGCCUAGCCCUACCCCCAAUGCCCAUGAAUAUGCCCCCAACAUCACCCGGCACACCAGGGCUGAACCACAACAAUAUGGCCAUGUACCUCCCUUCAGCAGGGGCCAACAAUGAGUACGAGCAUCCGGGCUCAGCAGUCAACCUUGACAGCUCUCUGAACCUUGGGACGGACACCAACAGCUCCUUGUUCUUCCUGAAAAACGCUGCUGGGUUGGGCCUCAGUGACUCCAUGGACCUGAGCAAAAAGCAGUCCCUGGCCACUAGUUCUGGUAGAAACCCUCAGGACGACAAUACCGGCACAUCUGGCGAUCUCGAAGACGACUUAUCACCUGAGGAAGAGCUGAUUGCUGACGAGGAUGAUGAUGAUGAGGAUGAUGAGGAUGAUGAUGAAGAUGAUGAAGAGGAAGAAGCAGAGGAGAACAUGAAUACAGACUCAUAUGAAGAUUCCAUGCCAGAGCCAGAAGUAGACAAAGACAAUGGAGAGAGUUUUGAUGCUUCCAUGAACCACACAGAGACUUCCCGCCUAGAUAAAGAGGAGCCGGAGGCUGAGCCCUAAUCUAUGCUGUAGAAGGAGAACUAUGAAUUCCCUGAACAAACGCAAGUUUGAGUGGCCUCAUUUAUCAUGCUUAGAGACGCAGCGGAUGACAAGAAAACAACCAACUACAAGAAAAGUGAAGGCCCAAAAUGAUUGAUUAUGAUGUUUACACGAUGACCAACAUUAUUAAUUUAAUUAUGCAUUAAAAAAUGAACCGAGAAAUAGACAGACGAGGCCCUCUUUUACUCAUGGGUGGCUGUGUAAACCUCUUGUGUGUGCAUGUUUGACUUUAAUUUAUUUGAUUUCAUUCGUUACUUUCUGUGUGUGGAAAAAAAAAGGAAAAACAAUCUCUCAAUAUAUGACUAUCUAUAUAAAGUAGAUGUGUGUGGAUGCUAAUGUACAUUUUAAUUGCAGUCACUGGAUUGCAGGACCCUCGUACCCACCCAAAAGCGACGAAAAGCGUACAUUGCAGGAAAUCUUUUAUAAAUAAUGUUGCUCAGAUAAUUGAUUCAGAAACACCUUCAUUUUUAUUAUUGAUAAUAUCAUUGAAGUGCAGGGGCCUGCGUCAGUGCUUUGACUCCGUUUAUCAUUUGUUUUUAUUAUUAUUAUUUAGAGUUAUUACAGUUCUCACUUAAACCUGCUGUCAUGGUCAGUGGUGUCAUAGGCUCCAUUCCAUGUGGACAUUCGCCUCCGUCUUCAGGACAAACAAACAGUGACCAGUGACUGCAUAGCUUCAGGUCAUAAAGCACUGAUCUCAGUGAACGCUAGCCCUCACUCGAUUUCUGUUCCUUCUCCUAUUCUCAAUGAGGACUCAUCUGGCAUUGCAUAUUUAUAGUGCACUUUUGUAUAGAUGAGAGCAGAUCCUCAAGCCUCUAUUUACAUAGAUUGCAUUACUAUGGCUUUGUGUUUGUUUGUUUGUUUUUGCAUUAUUCUCUAAUUGCACAGGCAUGACCAGAUGAUUUCAAUGGUGAGAGUCGGCGCCCCUUUGUUUCAGAGAGUUUUGUAAUGUGAUGAUGGUGCUACUGCCCAGUGUGAAUGGGAGGAGAUUACACUUAUGUCUUUGUCUAUGAUCCACAAAUAGAUGUCCUAAAGUGUCCCGCAAACACAGUGCAGGAGUGAAGUGUGUCUCUGAAUGUAGGGAAAAGAUGUGUAUAGGUGUUAUUCUUCUUUCCUUUUCCCUUCGCAGUUUCUGCAGCAUGAAAAGAAAAAUAGUGGCAGCAAAGUCUGAAGAUGGAGACUCAGUUUUUUUUUUUCAAGCUUCUUUUUCAGAAGCAUCAAAUAUCUGUUUCUAAAAAGAAGAGGAAAUGUGGAGAUAGACUUUUUUUCUCGAUGGCUGAAUGAGGGCAGAUAUCACAAAGGCAACAUGAUGGAAAGUGUGUGAUUUUAUGAAUUGUACAGACAGAAAACAUUGUUUCAAGCUUUUGUUUUCUCUUUACAACAGCUGUGGUUUCACUCCAAUAAUAAGUUAUUUAAUAUUUAUGUGACCUUGCAAUGAGGAAAUUCUAGUUUUUUUUUUUUUCUUUUUUUUUCUUCACUUUUUAGGUUCAUUUUUACUUUUUGAAAUUAUGGCAUAAAUCUUUUAACAGGGAAUUUGCUUUAUGAUGUGGUUUAGUUCACUUUGCUUUGAUGCACAAAUAGUCUUCAGUGUGGUGAAGAACUGUUGUUCUCUUUUAUUUAAAAAACAAAAACAAAAAAAAAGUUUUUUUUUCUUUGCUUCCAAGAUUGGAUGAUUUUAAUAUGAAACAGGCAUGCUAGAACCUGGCUUGCCUAAUGAGUAACACUAAUGAUGACUGUAAUUUAAAUUAAUUCUAUACAGAGGAAAAUAUUGCAGUGCUUCGCUCUGAAUUAAAAAAAAAAAAAAAAAAGAAUGAUUUUGUUUGCUUGGCCUCCAUUGAAUAUAAACAAGGAAACGUGUGGUGAGGAAAUGAAUGAUUUCCUAAACACCGCUUUAAACGAACUAUCUUAACUUAACUAAAUGUGUAGAUGGUUAUCUUCGACAAUGUUGUUUUGGGAGGGGGGAAAAAGUUGUAUAGUAUUUUCUUCUGUAAAAACUAUAUAUGAACAAAAAUGCUUUUUGAUUAAAAGCUUCCUUUAAAAAGAAAAUGGAAAAAGAAGAAAUAAUGAAUAAAAAGUAAAAAACGGAACUAA
Molecule: messenger RNA, 8183 nt
Organism: Carassius auratus (goldfish)
Lineage: Eukaryota; Metazoa; Chordata; Actinopteri; Cypriniformes; Cyprinidae
Product: zinc finger protein castor homolog 1-like
Exons: 19
Coding region: 51-6056 (2001 amino acids)
Biological process (GO): regulation of neuron differentiation; positive regulation of transcription by RNA polymerase II
Cellular component (GO): nucleus
Molecular function (GO): DNA-binding transcription factor activity, RNA polymerase II-specific; RNA polymerase II transcription regulatory region sequence-specific DNA binding
Source: RefSeq, a predicted model, not a curated record